Messenger RNA from Labrus bergylta (ballan wrasse), 4557 nucleotides. RefSeq names its product leucine-rich repeat and transmembrane domain-containing protein 1 (gene lrtm1). The record is from RefSeq and is a predicted model, not a curated record. Gene Ontology annotation, molecular function: protein binding. Gene Ontology annotation, cellular component: extracellular matrix. Lineage: Eukaryota; Metazoa; Chordata; Actinopteri; Labriformes; Labridae.
GCAGAGCUCCCAUUCUCCAGUGAUUCCCACACUAGCUGCCUGGAUGGCAGUAAGCUCGGCGCUCUGAUCUGCACCCUCUGAUGGGGUUUCUUGCCUGCGAAGUCAGGGCUGAGGAUCCUGAAGGCAUCGCAGGUUUUGGUUACUGAUUUGGCCUCUUGUAUUUGUGUGACCUAUGACCAAUGAGAGCCAGGACAAGUAGUCUCAACCUAACUGAUGGCUGAUGGAUCAUCAACCAAUGACGGUCAUUAGAAUCCAAGAAGGGAGUUAAAAGAAGACCGAACGCAAGCAGCCAAAGGACAACUGGCAGAAAUGAGAGUGGUACUGGUUUGUGCCCUCCUCUCCCUCUUGCCGUCAUCACAAGCCUGUCCAAAGGAGUGUAGCUGCAAUGGCAACACCAAAGUUGUGGACUGCCAGGGUCGAGGCCUGUAUGACAUCCCUCGACGACUACAUCCAGACACCCAAGAACUGUACCUCCAAGAUAACCGUAUAAGGGGGCUGGGAUCGAUGGCUUUCCGAGAAAUACCGCUUGUUCGUAUUCUCGACCUGUCUAAUAACUCUAUAACGUCAGUUUCACCGACUGCUCUGCUGGGUCUCCGAAGUCUACACCGCCUCAGCCUGGCCCACAACAGCCUCAAAGAGCUGGACAAACGGUUGCUUGGACCUAUCCGUUCCCUUUCACACCUUGACCUCUCGCACAACAGCCUGUGGGGUUUGCCUGGAGCCAUUGGGGACAGUUUGAGGAACCUAAGCCACCUGGGACUAGCGCACAACAGAAUAACAAGAAUGGACCGCUCUUUGUUGGAGGCCCUGACCCGCCUGGACAGCCUCACACUACGAGGCAACCCCUGGAGGUGUGACUGCCAGCUAAUAGGCCUCAAACUCUGGCUGGAGACGUAUCUCUUCAAAGGUGGAGUAGUGGAUGAGGUGCUUUGCUCACAGCCAGAAGAGAUGAAGGACAGAGACCUACAGAAAGUCCCCUACCAGCUCUUUCAUGCAUGCAUGACCACAAGCUACCAUUACCUGUUUGCAAACAUACACCACCUGGAGUCAGAGAGGCUGCUGCGAGGCCACACCCAUGGCAACCAUGCUCAUCCCUCCAGCCACGCUCUCCACGUCCCCAUGGUGAUCGGGGAGGGUUUUGGUGUUGGAGGAGCAGGAGGAGGUGGUGGAGGAGGAGGAGGGAGUUUGCCAGAGUGUGAACCUAAGCAGAGGCCACGGCCUGUCAACCUGCGCCACGCGAUCGCCACAGUGAUCAUCACGGGGGUAGUGUGUGGGAUCGUGUGUCUGAUGAUGCUGGCUGCAGCAGUGUACGGCUGUGCCUACGCCGCGAUCAUGGCCAAAUACCAGCGGGAGCUGAAGAAGAACGAGGAGUUGGCAGCAGCGCGGGGGGCGGAUCACAAGAAAGCUGAUGAGAAGGAACCACUGGAGAAUGCUAUUGCUUAAGAGUCGAUAACAUGAACCCUUGACUUAAAACCUGGGCCUCAACCCUUCAACCUGAUCCUCUCUGAAUGCCAUGUGUGUUUGUGAGUGUGAGAAAAAAGAGAGAGUGAGACUAUUUACAUGUGUGAUUGUUCACCUCCUGUCUGAGACUUGGGUAGCUGACUUCCACAGGUAUUUGACUAUGCACUGAUAAGAGGAGAAUCCUUUUUCUGUAUGCGGGUUCAAAGGACAGGCCAAAGAAUCUAAAAGGAAUCAAUUCCAUUUUUCUGAGAAAUGCAUAUUACAGAUAUGAACAAAAUGCUAUAUAUUUAUAAUAGUGUGUUUGUAGGUCUAAUAGUGAAGCUCUAUGUAGGAAAAAAUAUAUAUCAUUCAGAGUUUGGUUAUCUUUUGAGGUAAUUUUGACAACUCAGAGUAGGCAGCUGCUGUCAGUUAAGUUCUGUCAAGUUUUCUGCAUCCUUAACGUGAGAGAAUGAGACAAAUAACGAGUGUUUGUGUCAGUGUUUUAUCUGUACUCGAGUGCGUGAUUUGGGAGAUGUUUACCGUAUGCACAUAUUUAUAGAGAUUUUAAGAGUUUGUGCCUAAUAACGUGUUAUAGUUUUGAAGAGGGAAAUGUGUUUUCUUAAAGGAUAUUUUUCUGACAUACGAAGAGAAGACGGGAAAUUCGCUGAAGCAAUAAUGAAACAAACUAAAAAGAAAACAACAACAAAACCUGGACUCUGCCUUGUUGUUUUUCUAUGACUCUCCAGGUUAAUACGUCUGAAUUCUCAUCUUGCUGCAAACACCGACAAAAACUUUUAGAUUCGCAGUUUUGGAGUCUGGUUUGUGAUUUCAUGCUGAUUUCUCAUGGUAGUCCUGUGCAUCAGUAUGCAUUCUAUAAAAUAAAAGGGUACAAUGGACCUCAAAUGGAGAAAAUAUUUUUAAAGAGGGUGUUUAGGAAAAUAACACUUUUUUGUAUAUUUAUGUAAGUAUAACAUAAUAUUUACAGUAGAGCCCGACCGAUCAAUCAGUCAGCCGAUAAUAUCGAACGUCAUUAGCAUAUCCAGUGACUAUCAGCAUCAGCUACUUUUGUUGCAGAUAUGCGCCGAUAUUACUUGAUUUAUUACACCAGUCAAAAAGCAUUUUAUUUGAUUUUCAUUGUAUUACACUAGCAGUUCUCUGAGUGAGCGUGCUGUAUGGAUUACAACAAGCAUCAUCACUCUCCAGAGCGUCAAGCGAUACACGUCCAUGCGCAGUUAGUUUACAGUUGAUUGAACAUUUUGUCUUCGUUAUAAAUUUUUCCUGUAAGUGUUUGAAGACUUUAUUUGAAGGAUCAUCAUAAUAAACAUGUAUAUCUAUAUCGAUAUCAAUAUCUACAGAUCAAACAUAGAGAACAUGGAUUUUAGAAAGAUAUCGGCAAAUAUAUCGGUAUCUGAUUUUUCCCUCCCCUAUAUUGAUAUCGGCCCUAACGAUCCAUAUCGGUCGGGUUCUCAUUUACAGUAAACAAUGCAUUCUGCCUACCUAGGGUGACAUUACAUUCCGAAAAAUCAUAUAAGCUAAAGAUAAUUUUGAAAACUUACACUGAUUUCUGUUACCUUGCAACCUUAAAAAAAGGUCAGAGAUGUAUAUACAUAUUUCACCCCAGUGAUGGUCCUGUUGAACUUUUAUCAACAUGGCACCAAUAUAAUAUGGUUCUAAAAAAAAUAUAUUUCCAGCAGGGUAUAAUGAAAAAUAUUUCAUAAAGUUUAUGUGAACUUGUGAUACAGUUUUUUUUUUUUUACCUAUGAUGAUAUAUCCCUUAAACAUGCAGAUGUCUUUUCCCCCCAUUGACUGGUAUAACAAGGGAAGUCUGGGGUAUUACAUAGUAAUCAACGCAGUGAUUGGUUAAUGUGAUUUGUGUCUCCUGUUGGUAAAACAUCACAGAGAAGAUAUUUAGGCCAUAUGGAUUAGAUUCUAAAAAAAUAAUAAAAAUGACUAUGUUCAUUAGAAGCACUGAAUUGUAUUCAUAAUGUAUCAAUAAUGUCCACCUGCAGUGAUAUAUAGCUUAAUCUGUGUAGUCCGGAUACACAUGAAGGAAACAGAUGCCUAUGGUCUUCACGCCUGACCUGAGUCUUACGUCUGUGUGUGUUACUGCAGCCGACUCACGGCACGUGGCUCAGGAUGUGACCACAAACACUGGCACACACGCGCGUGUCUGCACGCACACGUUAACACUGUGACUCCAGAGAUGUCUGCAGGGCCCGUGACGUGUGAUGUCAUCAGCCUGUCCUGUUAAGUUAGUGUAUUAGCGUAUUCACAAGUCUACAGCUCAGUGGAGCGCAGGGCAGUGAAAACUGGCCAUAACCGGCCCACGCUAAAUUUGCAUUCCAGCCUACAUCUCUCCUCCCAUCUGACUCUAUUAUAUAAAAUCAUGCUUACAGACAUCCCCCGAUCUGAUGAGCAUGAUCGUCAUUACUGUUCAUCAGCAGCCAAUGAAGUGAUAAGAUAUUCUUUAGUCAUUCGGUUUUGCUGCUUAACGGGAUUUAAGAGAAUGAUAUUAUCUUACAACACAAGUGAGCACGUAAGCAGGGUCAAACAAAUCUGGGGGCUGGUGUAAACUGUGUGCUGCUUGUGUACCACUGAUACAAAUCUGAUGCAUAAUCUGUGGGUAUGUGUGCAGUGGCACUGCACAGAUUCUCCCAUCUCUGUCCUUCUGCUCCAGUGGUUUCCCCCAGGCCAAGAGUACCCACAAUGCAGUGCUUUCAUGUCAGUGCAUCCAGGCACCGUGAAAUAAUUUUCUCUUUCUGUGCCCUUUUAUAUCUUCUCUCUCAUGUUAUUGCUGCAUUUUCCCCGAGAUCUCCCUCUUUCGCCUUUCACCAGUUUUUCUUUCCUCUGUCCAGGUACAUUUUUAGUUAUUCUCUAAACACAGGCUGUCAUUUGUUGACAGAAGCUGCAACAAAGAUCCUCAACAGAAGUAGGUUUUUUUUUUUAUAUGAAGCAAAAGCUGUGCUUGAAAUUUGCCCUACUUUAGGUGGAGGAUGAAUUGCAAUAUAAAACUCUACAUAGUACUAGAAUUGGAAAAAAACGGAGAGCGAACCUACCAGAAGACAGUAUGUACAUAAAAACCAUUGUGUACCUUUCUGCAUUAAACAUUGUAUCCAA